Molecule: messenger RNA, 2976 nt
Organism: Juglans microcarpa x Juglans regia
Lineage: Eukaryota; Viridiplantae; Streptophyta; Magnoliopsida; Fagales; Juglandaceae
Product: receptor-like protein 15
Exons: 6
Coding region: 1-2976 (991 amino acids)
Molecular function (GO): protein binding
Source: RefSeq, a predicted model, not a curated record
AUGGAGUUCAAAAUUUUUAGAGUAGCUCUCUUGCAACUCAAAGCUUCAGUGAACUCCUCAUAUGUUGAUAUCUUGACAUACGAUUGGGAAGGGAGAAAUUGCUGCAAUUGGGAACAUGUUGUGUGCGACAACACUACAGGGCGUGUAAUCGAGCUUCAUCUUGGCAAUUUCUUCACUUUCAUUACCUUAAAUGCCUCUCUGUUUGUUCCCUUUCAAGAGCUUAAGUACCUCGAUUUGAAAUGGAAUAAGAUAUCUGGAUGGGCUCCAAAUGAAGGUUUUGAAAGAUUGUCCGGAUUGAGCAAGCUAGAGGUGCUUGACUUCACUGGGAAUCACUUCAAUGAAAGCUUCCUGUUAUCCCUUGGUCAGAUCUUAUCGCUCAAGGAACUAUAUUUGGGUUACAACCGAUUAGAUCUUAUCCUAAUCUCAGGUUUUGAAAGAUUAUCCAGAUUGAGCAAGCUAGAGGUGCUUGACUUCAGUGGGAAUUACUUCAAUGAAAGCUUCCUAUCAUCCCUUAGUCAGUUCUUAUCGCUCAAGAAACUAUAUUUGAGAAACAACCUCUUAGAUCGACCAAUCAAUAUCCCAAUCUCGGAGUUGGGAAGACUAAAGAACCUACAGGAGUUGUAUUUGGAGGGUUCCCAUAUUGACAAAAGGUUCCUCAGUAAAGUUGGAGUUAUGACUUCCCUUGAUGUAUUGACAAUAUCAUACUGUGGACUCAAUGGAAGUUUGCCCAUCGUUCAAGGCUUGUGUGAGCUUAUGAAUCUACAAGAGUUAGAUCUCAGCCAUAAUGAUUUUGAAGGGAUGCUGCCUUCAUGUUUGGCAAACAUGACACAACUUCGAAUAUUUGAUAUCUCUUCAAAUCGCUUUAAUGGAAGCAUUGAUCUCUCCCCUCUACCUAGUUUGAAGUCACUUGAGUACCUUGAUUUAUCACAUAAUUACUUCAACCCAAUCACAUUCUCCUCAUUUUUUAAUCUCUCAAAGCUUCAGGUCAUAUUUAGUGAUGGCAACAAACUAGUUGAUGAAACUCUGUCUCAAAGAUGGGAUCCGGGCUUCCAAUUAAAGGGUUUCAGUUGUUCAAGCUGCUUAUCUAACAAGUUUGUUAGAAUAACUCCUAGAUUCCUUCAUUAUCAGUUCAACUUGCAUAUUAUAAAUCUCCCUCACAUCAAUUUGGCAGGAAAGUUCCCCACAUGGUUGCUAGAAAACAAUACAAGGUUGGAGGUUCUCAAUUUGAGAAAUAACUCUUUUACAGGCACUUUUCAGCUGCCCAGUCAUCAUAUUCCCAACCUUUUGACUUUAGAUAUUUCAUUUAAUCAUAUUCAAGGUCCAAUUCCAACUAACUUUGGUUUAAUUUUUCCGAAUUUAGAGGUUUUAAAUAUUUCUAAAAAUGAAUUUGAAGGUGUUAUUCCUUUUUCUUUUGGUAAUUUGGCCUCCUUAACAUAUUUAGACAUGUCAAGCAAUAAUUUUUCUGGAACAAUUCCAGAGAAUUUGACAAUGGGUUGCUCCUACUUAUACCACCUUAGAUUGUCCAAAAAUCAUUUGAGUGGCCAAUUAUUUCCUGCCAAUUCGAAUCUACUAGCCCUAAAAUCUUUGUAUUUGGACAACAACCACUUUUCAGGAGAGAUCUCAGAUAGCAUAUCUAAUCUAACUUUCUUGGAAGUAAUUGAUUUCAGUAAUAACAAUUUGUUAGGGAUGCUUCCAAGAUGGAUGGGGAACAUGACGUCAUUGACAGUUAUUGCUAUCGCAAAAAACCAGCUUGAAGGUCCCAUUCCAGUUGAGUUAUGUUACUUGAAAUCUCUUGCGUUUCUUGGCCUUUCUCAUAACAAUCUGUCUGGCUCUAUACCGUCUUGCUCCAACUGGUCUGAAAUCAUACAUAUUCAUUUGAAUAAAAAUAGGCUAACCGGUCCAAUUAGCAGUGCAUUCAAUGGUUGCUCUACUUUAGUCACUCUAAAUCUUAGAGAUAACUACCUUACUGGCAACAUUCCAGAUUGGAUCGGCAACCUUUCAAGUUUGAGCAUUCUCCUCUUGAAAGCAAAUUAUUUGCAGGGAAAAAUUCCAUUUCAAAUAUGUCUUUUAGAACAACUAAGUUUGUUGGAUCUUUCCAACAAUAGUUUUUCUGGUCAAAUACCCCAUUGCUUGAGUAACAUUACAUUUGAGCCAACCAAGACAAAAUCUGAAAUACCAAGCAUUGAGUAUGUUUAUUUUAGUCGUUUCAACAUGUCGUCAUUGUUGCAAUCUGCAAUGAUAAUGAACAAACUCCCCAUAUUUGUUUUCCAUGAUCAAGAGUUUGUGUUCCAAAUGAUGGAAGUACUACAAGAAGUGGAGUUCUCAACAAAAAAUAGAAUUCUCUCCUACAAAGGUGACAUUCUCAACUACAUGUCUGGGAUUGACCUCUCAUGCAACAAAUUAGAAGGAGAAAUUCCACCCGAGCUUGGAGACCUAAGUAGCAUCCAUGCGUUGAACCUGUCAUUCAACAAUCUAAUUGGAUCAAUUCCCACAUCAUUCUCGAAACUUAAUCAAAUUGAGAGUUUGGAUCUAUCCAAUAAUAACUUGGAUGGUAUUAUUCCCCCAGAAUUGAUAGAGUUGAACUAUUUGGCCGUCUUCAAUGUGGCACACAAUAACUUUUGGGGAACAACUCCAGAAAGAAAAGCUCAGUUCGGUACCUUUGAUGAAAGCAGUUAUGAGGGAAAUCCUCUCCUGUGUGGACCUCCACUACAUAAGGCUUGCAGUAAAAUUCAACCACCAUCUAACAUUCCAACUGAUGACAAGGGAGAUGAAGCUUUUGGUUUUAUGGACUUGGAAGUUUUCUACGUUAGCUUUGCAGUGACUUACAUGACAAUGUUACUGGGAAUUGUUGCUAUUCUCUAUACAAAUCUGCACUGGCGACGGGCGUGGUUUAACUUUGUUGAAUUGUGCAUCUCCACUUGCUACUAUUUUGUUGUGAUCAACACUCGUAAGCUAGCUAGCUUUAGAAUUGUCUAG